Messenger RNA from Caenorhabditis bovis, 1278 nucleotides. The record is from the annotation of a GenBank genome assembly. Lineage: Eukaryota; Metazoa; Nematoda; Chromadorea; Rhabditida; Rhabditidae.
AUGAAGAAAUCGUGUGUGGCACUUGCCAAUCGCCACUUCCAAUUAUUGGUGGUUGGCGGCGGCGCUGGCGGAUGUGGUGCGGCGAGCAAAUUCGCGCGGGUGUUGCCGAAAAACGCGGUGGCGAUCGUCGAACCCCAUGAGGAGCACUACUAUCAACCCGGCUUCACACUUGUCGGCGGCGGUCUGAUGAGUCUCGAGGCGAAUCGACGACAACAAAGUAGUGUGAUACCGAAGAACACGGUGUGGAUUCAAGAUUUGGUUGAGAGAUUCGAGCCGGCUGAAAAUCGUGUCACGCUGAGCAAUGGCGAUCAAGUCAGUUACGACUAUAUGGUGGUUGCCGUUGGUGUUUCCCUUCGAUAUGACAUGAUUAAAGGCGCAUUAGAAGCGUUGGAAACGCCAGGAGUUUGCUCGAAUUAUUCGCCAAAAUAUGUGGAGAAAACAUUCAAAGAAGCGAGCAUUUUUCAAUCGGGCAAUGCGGUUUUCACGUUUCCCAACACGCCGAUAAAAUGCGCCGGAGCGCCGCAGAAGGUGUGCUACAUCACCGAAUCGAUUCUGCAAAAGCGUGGCGUACGUCAGAAUGCAAAUGUGAUUUAUGCGACCAGUUUGGGAAGGCUUUUCGGCGUCGAGAAAUACCUCAAACCAUUGGAGAAAGUGGCGCGCGAGAAAAACGUCGACGUGAGGACUCGUCAUAACUUGAUCGAAGUCGAUCACCGAAACAAAUUGGCAAUUUUUGAGCUGCUUGACGACAAUUGCAAUUCGAAGGGAAAAUUCGAUACGAUUGAGUAUUCGAUGCUCCAUAUUGCGCCGCCUUGCACGACGCCGGAAGCGUUGAGAACGUCGGAGCUCGUCGAUGCCACCGGCUUCAUGGACGUCGAUCAUUUGAGCCUUCAAUCGAAAAAAUUCGCCAACGUCUUUGGCGUUGGUGAUUGUAUGAAUACGAGCAAUGCGAAAACGGCGGCGGCCGUUUCGUCGCAUCUGAAAACGAUCGAGAAGAACCUCAAAGCGAAAUUUGCCGGCAAACAAAUGACGGCGGAGUAUGACGGCUACGCCUCAUGUCCACUGGUGGUGUCCACGAAUCGCGCGAUUCUCGCCGAAUUUGGGCCCGAAGGACGAAUGGAAUCGACUCCGUUCGAUCAAAGCAAACCAAGUUAUUGGGCGUAUCUCAUGAAGCGCUAUUUCAUGCCAUUCUUGUAUUGGAACGGACUCGUUCGUGGCUACUGGAAUGGUCCCGCCGCGAUUCGUCGCGUCUCGAAACUAUUCCGAAGAGUCAACGAGUAG